AUGCUUAGUAAUUUGAGGGAAAAUUAGUAAAACAAGUAGGUAUUAGUAAUUAUUUAGUUUAUAAAGCUAACUCGAAAAUUAAAUAAACAAUUAGGUUGAAUAUGCAUCAAUUUAAUAACCUAUUAAGUUUCGCUCGAUUUUAUUUCUACUUUAUUCCUUAAUGCUUUUAAUAGUGAUAAGUCUGCUAAUUUCUAUAGUAGUUGCGAAUAAAAAUAGACAAUCUUAAUAAAUACUUAUUUUAGGCAUUUUACUGAUUCCUCUUCUAACUGUUCUUCUUGGAUGCACUUUUUACACAUUACUUUAACUCUCUGAAGCGGAAGAAAGAUUCAAAAAAAUACCUUAAGAGAUGUAAUUGAAUAAAUAGAUUUACCAGUCCUCAAUUACAUUUUUCUUUUUCUAUACAAACUAAUCUAAGUUUACUAUAAUAAGAUUAACAUAAUUAUAUAUUAUAUUUGCGAUAUGUAUACUAAUAUAAAAGAUAAUUAUACUAUCACAAGAUGAAUUCUACUUUGAAGAAAAUUAAAAUCUUGAUGAUAACUCUCAUAAUAUGAAUAACAAUGAUAAAAAAUCAAUUCAACCAUAAAUGUUAUUGCCUUUAUUCAUUCUAUUAUCAGUCUUAACAUUUAUUUUUUUAAUGUUUGAAAUCAUGAAAAUUAUAUUAAUAAUCUAUUUCAAUUGCAGAAAUCAACCUAUACCUUCUUAUUAAUAUAAUGAUUUAAAUUUAAGUAAUAUUUUUAAAAAAUUUAAUAGAUAUUCUCAAAGUAAUUAGAUGGAGUAAAGCCUUUUGUGUUAUUUUUCUCGUCAAUCAUAUUGCAAAAAUGAUGAUAUUAUGCACAAUCUUUGUAACUCCUAAUUCUAGUUCAUAUGUUCUAAUAGGAUCAAAUCUUUUUUAUCAUUUUUUUAUGGCAACAAUAAUAAAUACAUUAUUUAAUGAUAUUUCAUCAAGUAUAUAUAAAAUGUUAAAAAUAUUUAGUUAAGAGACCUCCUUAAAGUGAUUGUUCAUUAUUUAUAAAUCAUUAAAUAUUAAUAGAUUCAAUAAUAAAAAAUAUGCAUACAAGAAAGGUAUUUUAAAUAUUAAUAUUAAUAUCUUUCAUAUUUACAAUUGUAGGAACUUGUAUAUUCAGAAUGGAUGAAUAAAAUGAAAUAAUAAAUCAUGAUAUUUUUAUAUUUUAUGAUUGUGCAAUAUUUUAAUUAAUAUUGCUUGGAUUUGCUCUUUUUAAAUAUUUGAUAUCUCCUCAUUUUAAUAAAAGCUAUAAUAUUGUUAAACAAUCAAAUUAAGUUGAUGAUCAAUAACUUUAAACAGUUGAAAAUUAAUAAAUAAGAUUAUCAACAGAAUAACUUUAAAUAGAAAUGAUGCUUAGACCUUAAAGUGAUUAGAUGAAUGGAAUUAAUUAAAUAAGCAGGUCAAAAUUACCUCGUAUAUCAAAUAUUUUAAAGAAUAAUAUUUUAUAAACAGAAGAUGAGAAAUAAGAUUGUAUAAUUUGUUUGCAACCAAUGAUAAAAAAUAUAGGAGACUAAUUAAUUUAAUUAAAUUGUCAUAGUACACAUAUCUUUCAUAAAAAAUGUAUAAGAGAUUGGUUAGCAUAAAAUAAAAAAUGUCCUUUAUGUAAUACGGCUAUUUUAUGA
This is a messenger RNA of Paramecium sonneborni, 1626 nucleotides long. NCBI's taxonomy places the organism in Eukaryota, Ciliophora, Oligohymenophorea, Peniculida, Parameciidae. The record is from the annotation of a GenBank genome assembly.